Messenger RNA from Carya illinoinensis, 2020 nucleotides. Its product is annotated as (R)-mandelonitrile lyase-like. Gene Ontology annotation, molecular function: oxidoreductase activity, acting on CH-OH group of donors; flavin adenine dinucleotide binding. Bases 99 to 1769 code for a protein of 556 amino acids. The record is from RefSeq and is a predicted model, not a curated record. Lineage: Eukaryota; Viridiplantae; Streptophyta; Magnoliopsida; Fagales; Juglandaceae. The transcript is spliced from 3 exons.
CUACAUCUAUCUUCUCAGUCUUCUCUUUCACUCUCUCGAUUCACAAGAACCACCAAGAAAAUUCUCUCCUCUUCAAGAAACACCCAGAGACCCGAACAAUGGCGAGACCCAUUGUCUCUUGCCUACGGUUAUUUUCACUUUUGAUGUUCUUUGGUGCGGUUGUUUCUAAUGAUAGACUACCACCACUACAGCCGCCUCAACAAGACCCAAGUUACCUCAAGUUUAUGUUCAAUGCUAUCGAACUCCCAUCCGAAGACUACUAUGAUUACAUCAUUGUUGGGGGCGGCACAGCUGGGUGCCCAUUGGCUGCAACACUUUCGCAUAAAUACAAAGUACUGGUGCUCGAACGAGGCGGUGUUGCCUAUGGAGAGCCCAAUUUGAUGAACCGCGAAGGUUUCUUGACCACGCUUAUGGAAGCGGAUGCGUUCGUCUCCCCUGCCCAAGCCUUCACAUCUGAAGAUGGGGUCCCCAAUGCCCGAGGACGGGUUCUCGGAGGCAGCAGUGCGAUAAAUGCAGGGUUCUAUAGCCGAGCUGAUCCGGAGUUUUAUCACAAAUCGGGUGUGCAUUGGGAUCUCAAAGUUGUGAACCAGUCCUAUGAGUGGGUUGAGAGGGCGAUUGUGUUUAGACCAGAGCUCAAGAAUUGGCAAUCGGCAAUUCGAGAUGGAUUAUUGGAAGCUGGUGUUGAUCCCUAUAACGGGUUUAGUUUGGAUCACUUGGUGGGAACCAAGAUUGGCGGUUCGACUUUCGACAAAACUGGAAAGAGACACACUGCAGCCGAUCUUCUGAGGUAUGCAAAACCUUCUAAUAUUAAAGUUGCCGUUUAUGCAACUGUGGAAAGAGUACUACUGGCUUCAUCUUCAGCGCGCGAGGGCUCGAGGCAAUCAGCAAUCGGAGUUGUUUAUCGUGAUCGUCAUGGGAGGUAUCACCACGCGAUGGUAAGAAAACAAGGUGAGGUGAUCCUUUCUGCUGGCGCCAUUGGAAGCCCACAGCUACUGCUGUUGAGUGGCAUUGGACCCCGGCCUUAUCUAUCGUCCUGGGGAAUUCCGGUGGCUCAUCAUCUUCCCCAUGUUGGGCAGUACCUUUACGAUAAUCCCAGGAAUGGCAUCUCAAUUGUAACACCAAUUCCACUAGAACACUCACUGAUACAAGUGGUUGGAAUCACCGAGUCCGGGGCUUACAUCGAAGCAGCUUCCAAUGUCAUCCCUUUUACAUCCCCUCCUCACUCCAUAUUCAUACGGACACCGUCUGCCCCUCUAUAUCUCCCUGUGGCUACUCUCAUGGAGAAGAUUAUUGGACCACUUUCAUGUGGAUCACUGAGACUAGCUUCAACAGAUGUCAGGGUGAGUCCAAUUGUUCGAUUCAAUUAUUUUCAGAACCGAGUGGACCUCGAACGUUGUGUGAAUGGCACACGCAAGAUUGGUGAUGUGCUGAGGAGCCGGUCCUUGAAGGAUUUCAAGUUUAGGAACUGGUUUGGUGAUCAUGAUUUCAGGUUUGUGGGACCUGCAUUGCCCGUUGACCAAUCUAACCAACAUCAGAUGGAAGAUUUCUGCCGCCGCACAGUUAGUACCAUAUGGCACUACCAUGGUGGCUGUGUUGUGGGGAAGGUUGUUGAUGGCGACUUUCGGGUCUUAGGUAUCGAUGGACUCCGAGUUGUUGAUGGGUCGGCCAUUGGAGUUUCGCCGGGGACAAAUCCUCAGGCCACUAUAUUGAUGUUGGGACGAUAUGUUGGGCUGAAGAUAAUCAGAGAGCGGAAAAAGAUACAUAAAUGAUCAGAGCUAUGGCCGGCUGUGCUGCUAGUCGGGUUGUUUUGGCUUGUUUUUACUUUGUCAAGGGUUGCUGUGUUCUUGUACAUAUUGAUUCGGAGUAGAUGGCUCUCCCAGGAAUAUAGGUGUUUCUAAUCUGUCCAGCCAAAAUAAUACUCUGUGACGAGAAUGUUGUCACAAAAACUGAAUGUGGCAUCCUUGAAGACCUCAGGCCCCAAUAAAAUCCCAAAAAUAGAAUUUGUACAGUUUGUGCUUUA